UAGUGAACUUGGACAAUUGACUUAAACUCACUCAGUCUGUUUUUUCCUAUAAACAGGAAAUUAGAAGGCCUGUCUCCAGUGCUUGCUGUGAUGAAUAAAUGAAUAAGCCAAGCAUAGUGUGUGGCCAUUAUAGGAACUUGCUUAAUAUUAGUUACCUUCCUCUCUUCCCUUGGGCCCCAGAUCUAGAUGAAGAAGCAGUCCAGUGGUGAUGGUGAGAACCAGAUAAUCUGGCUGAUCCUAGUGGGCUUCGGGGAACUGCAACACCUGGGCUUCCUCCCCUUCACUCUCUUUCUGGCCAUCUAUGUGGUGAUAGUUGGGGGCAACGCCCUCAUCAUGCCGGCUGUGGCCUCUAGUCAGACUCUCCACACACCCAUGUACUUCUUCCUCUGUCACUUCUCCCUGCUAGAGAUUGGCUACACCUCCAACAUUGUGCCUCGGCUACUGCACAGCUUCCUGGAAGGCAAAGAAGCCAUCUCGCUGGUCAGCUGUCUGGUCCAGUUCUACAUGUUUGCCUCACUGGCUGCAGCUGAGUGCCUCCUGCUCUCCACCACGUCCUAUGACCGUUACUUGGCCAUCUGCCACCCCCUUCACUACCCUGUUCUGAUGAACACCUGGCUGUGUGGCUGCCUGGCAACUGGUGCCUGGCUCUGUGGUUUCUCCUUCUCUGCAUUCACUCUGGCCCUAGCAGCCCCUCUGCCCCUCUGCCCUGGCAUCAGAGAGAUCGACCACUACUUCUGUGACUUUGCUCCAGUUGUAGGGCUGUUCUGUGGGAAUGGGCAAGUCAUGUGGGGAGCUGGGGUCUGCAUCUCAGGCUUCCUGACACUGGCUCCUUUCCUGUUGAUUGUGGCAUCCUACACCCUCAUCCUGAGGGCUGUGCUGCAAAUUCUGUCAGGCUAUGGGAGGCAGAAAGCCUUCUCCACUUGUUCUUCCCACCUCAGAGUGGUUGGAGUGUUUUAUGGUACCCUCAUUGUGGUCUAUGUGGCCCCUACAGAUCACAUGGCUCCCUUGAUCCAAAAGGCUGUCUCUGUCCUCUACACUGUGCUCACCCCUAUGGUCAACCCCAUCUUCUACAGCCUCAAGAGCGAAGAGGUAAAAUGGGCCCUUCAUAGGCUCUGGAGACAGCUCAUGUCAGGCUGUACCCCACUGAGGCAGACAGGACAGCUAUUGACUUCUUUCUGA
Loxodonta africana (African savanna elephant) is the source of this 1179-nucleotide messenger RNA. Its product is annotated as olfactory receptor 11A1-like. Gene Ontology annotation, biological process: G protein-coupled receptor signaling pathway. Lineage: Eukaryota; Metazoa; Chordata; Mammalia; Proboscidea; Elephantidae. The record is from RefSeq and is a predicted model, not a curated record. The coding region runs from base 187 to 1179 and encodes 330 amino acids. Gene Ontology annotation, molecular function: G protein-coupled receptor activity; olfactory receptor activity. Gene Ontology annotation, cellular component: membrane. The transcript has a single exon.